Hypomesus transpacificus is the source of this 1806-nucleotide messenger RNA. RefSeq names its product 5'-3' exonuclease PLD4. Gene Ontology annotation, molecular function: catalytic activity. The transcript is spliced from 11 exons. Bases 115 to 1581 code for a protein of 488 amino acids. The record is from RefSeq and is a predicted model, not a curated record. NCBI's taxonomy places the organism in Eukaryota, Metazoa, Chordata, Actinopteri, Osmeriformes, Osmeridae.
GUUUCCAUGGAACUCUGAAAGACGAAACCUAAGUCCAUUGUAGAUGUAAGACUGAUUCACGCUAGUCGUACCGUAGAAGGUGAAGUCGAUAUUACAUUGUCUGGGAUAUCAGGGAUGCCAUGCGAAAUGUCUCCAUACAAGAAUUUGCAUGAUAGCUACGUGCCAAACAAAGGGAACCUUGACAGGAUUGCUGUGCUGGCCUUGGCAGUGGUUUGUUUGACGGUGAUGGGAGUCAUUCUUGCCAUUGCUGUACUGGAAAGACCAUCAGUAGAGGAACAUGUCCAACCUGCUGUGACGUCUCAGGAUGAGAAUGAUGUUCCUGACCAGGAAAGCCGGAUCACCCUGGUGGAAAGCCUGCCCUUGUACAUGCAGUAUGGAGCCAAUGCAACCUUUGGAACUCCCCUGGAGAAGGGCUGGAAGAAUCUGCUCUCCAUGGCAACCAAACAGGUUGAUGUGGCGUCCUUCUAUUGGUCUCUCACUGGGGAAGACAUCAGCGUCAACACGUCUACAGACCUGUCUGGCAGGGCUAUAUUGGAGCAGUUUGGAGAUUUACCAUCGAGAAAUGUGUCUGUUCGAGUUGUGACGAGCAUUCCCACUGUGUCAACUAACUCGACAGACCUUAAUUUUCUGAGAAAUAAAGGGGUCCAGGUGAGGAGGGUGAACUUUGGACGAUUGACUGGAGGCGUCCUCCACACCAAGUUCUGGAUCGUGGACAAGAGACACAUCUACAUUGGCAGUGCCAACAUGGACUGGAGAUCUCUCAGUCAGGUGAAGGAGCUGGGAGUGAUUAUCCAUAACUGCUCCAAGUUAGCAGAGGACCUCCACAAGAUCUUCUCUUCCUACUGGGUGAUGGGUCACUCCAAAAGCUCCAUCCCAUUCCCAUGGCCGGCCAAGUACCACACCAACAUCAACCAAGACCGCCCCCUGCUGGUCAAAACUGAGAACAUGUCUCACAGAAUUUACAUCGCAGGCUCCCCCCCGGCCUUCUGCCCCAGCUCCCGGACACAGGACCUGGACGCAAUACUGUCAGUGAUGGAUGAGGCGGAGCGGUACAUAGAUGUUUCAGUCAUGGAGUAUUUCCCCACAACUCGAUUCUCACACCAGUCAAGGUACUGGCCGCUCAUCGAUGACGCCCUGAGGGAGUCUGCGUUUGAGCGCCACGUGAAGGUCCGCAUGCUGAUCAGCUGUGGGCGGGACUCUGACCCAGCUAUGCUGCCCUUCCUCAAGUCCCUCUCCUCUCUGGACGCCCCCAGACACAACAUCAGCAUACAAGUGAAACUGUACAUUGUGCCAGUGGCUAACCAGACAGAUAUUCCGCAUGCUAGAGUCAACCACAAUAAAUACAUGGUGACUGAUAAAGUUGCAUACAUUGGUACGUCUAACUGGUCAGAAGACUACUUCGACAACACGGCUGGGGUGGGACUGGUGGUGUCGACCCAGAGCGCUCCACACCGGGCUGGGAGGGACCAGGGGCUGCGGGGGCAGCUCAGGGCAGUGUUUGACCGAGACUGGCAUUCCCAGUUUGCUGUGAAACUCAACGCACUGGGAUCCAACCCUGACUGUAAUCUCUCAAAGGGAUAAAGGCUAUAGAUGCUAUUAUAGUCUUAUUGUGAGCGAGCUAAUAGGGUGCUAGAUUAAAUUGAUUCACUGUGUUGUUUAGCACAAUGUGUAAGUAGUCUACAGAUAUUAUCUAGCUAUAUCAGAUCAUUGAACUCAGUAUGUAUCUUAAACGUAUCAUGUGUACCUUCAAAUAAUUAGAUGCAACAUUGUACUUUACGUCUUUAGAUUUUUGUAAAUAAAUAAAUA